This is a messenger RNA of Callorhinchus milii (elephant shark), 2100 nucleotides long. RefSeq names its product cyclic nucleotide gated channel subunit beta 3. The annotation marks the transcript as partial. Gene Ontology annotation, cellular component: intracellular cyclic nucleotide activated cation channel complex; photoreceptor outer segment; plasma membrane. Lineage: Eukaryota; Metazoa; Chordata; Chondrichthyes; Chimaeriformes; Callorhinchidae. The record is from RefSeq and is a predicted model, not a curated record. Gene Ontology annotation, molecular function: intracellularly cAMP-activated cation channel activity; protein-containing complex binding; cGMP binding. The transcript has 18 exons. Gene Ontology annotation, biological process: monoatomic cation transmembrane transport.
AUGGAGUCGAGUAAAGAUGGCCUCAUGAAAACUAUUGCCGGACUGGACAUAUCUUGCAGAAUUCUGGAUGCUGUACAGCUUUUAAAACUGGAAGGUAUUAGAAACGCUCUUCUCACCGAGACAAGCACAUUUCUUCCCAAAGAUAUUACUCGAAUUCCAUUAUUUCUGAGAGACCAAGUGAAGGGUCAAGGCCCACUGCGAUUACAAAAAAUUGCACCAAAGGAGGAAGAGGAAAAUGUGAUUCAAAAUGCCGGACCUCAACAGGGAGACAAGACUGCAGAACAGGUUUGUGUUCAACGGAUUGAUUUUCCACAACAGUAUUUCCUGUCACUUGUUUAUGUUAAAUACCCCAGAUGCAGAGGUCACACUAGCUCCUGCAGAUGCUCGGCAACAGCAAGCCAGGUCAAACAACUGCCUUUGAUUCUCACUGAGUUUGCUGACGUUCACCUCCAUGACUUGGUGAAGCGAAUGCGGGCGAGGACAUCCCUAUACAAAGAAAAGUUGAUUGAUCGGGAUGCCUCUUCAUCAGAUGAAAGUAUAAUAGACACUCCAGUCAAAAAGCCCCCUCAUGCGCCAAAAGAAGAAAAAAAAGAAGAGAAAAAGGAAGAGAAAAAACCUGAAGAGGAACACUAUUGUGACAUGUUAUGCUGUAAAUUCAAGAGACCUCCAAUCACCAAAAUCAUCCAAAAACUGAAGCUCCCCAACAGCUUUGAUCCAUACACAGAUCGUUUUUACAUAUCAUGGUUGUUCAUUGUGUCCCUGGCCUGGAAUUGGAACUGUUGGUUUAUCCCUCUCCGCUGGGCCUUUAACUAUCAAACACCAAGCAAUCUUCCAUAUUGGUUAACCAUGGAUUAUAUUUGUGACUUCAUCUACGUGAUCGAUAUGAUGGUCUUCCAGGUCCGACUCCAAUUUGUGAAAAGAGGCGACAUAAUAAAAGACAGAAAAGAAAUGAAGAAGAAUUAUCAACAAUCAUUGAAAUUCAACUAUGAUUUGGCAUCAGUAAUCCCAUUUGAUUUACUAUAUCUGGUGCUUGACUGCAACCCACUGUUUCGAAUGAAUCGCUUGCUAAAGUACUCUUCGUUCUUUGAAUUCAGUGAUCGAGUGGAGUCGCUCAUGAAAAAAGCUUACCUAUACAGAGUUGUACGAACAACAGGAUAUCUGCUCUAUGUUCUACAUAUAAAUGCAAGUUUAUAUUUUUGGGCUUCAACGUAUGAAGGCAUUGGAAGCACUAAAUGGGUCUACAAUGGUAAAGGAAACAGGUACCUGAGGUGUUACUAUUGGGCAGUCCGAACUUUGAUUACUAUUGGUGGUCUUCCUGAACCAGUCACUGUGUUUGAAAUAAUCUUUCAGGGGUGCAAUUAUUUCUCAGGUGUCUUUGUGUUCUCCAGCUUAAUUGGUCAGAUGCGGGAUGUUAUUGGGGCAGCUACCUCUGCGCAAAAUUAUUUCCGCAGCUCUAUGGACAACACAGUGCACUACAUGAACAUCAAUUCAAUUCCAAAAAUCGUACACAAUCGUGUGCGGACAUGGUAUGAAUACACAUGGAAAUCACAAGGUAUCCUGGACGAAUCUGAGCUGUUGGAACAGUUGCCAAGUGAGAUGCGAUUAGCCAUUGCCAUGGACGUAAGCUUCGCUACAGUCAGCAAAAUUGACCUGUUUAAGGAGUGUGACAGACAGAUGAUAUGUGAUAUGCUGCUCAGACUGAAAUCAGUUGUGUACUUGCCUGGUGAUUACGUAUGUAAGAAGGGGGAAAUCGGCCGGGAGAUGUACAUUAUCAAGGAAGGAGAAGUCCAAGUCAUUGGAGGACCAGAUGGCAAAACAGUUUUCGUUACCCUGAAAGCUGGAUCUGUGUUUGGUGAAAUAAGCCUUCUCUCCGGGGGUGGAGGGAAUCGACGGACCGCAAAUGUGGCUGCCCAUGGAUUUGCAAACUUGUUCAUUUUGGAAAAGAGAGACUUAAAUGAAAUUCUAGUGAAUUAUCCAGACUCGCAGAAGAUUCUUAGAAAGAAGGCCCGAAAAUUGCUGUCUAAAGACAAAGGGAAAAGGACAGAAGUCCAACAGCCAGUUCGAAAAGGCUUCAUGUGCCUCAUUCCACACAAAGAGGAA